ACGGCUCAGAUGAUUUUUGAACAAAUCAUAUAUUCAGCAUCCACCCUAGAAAACAAAAUUGACGGCGGUUAAGAUGAAACAAGAACCAGAGAGCACGAUAGAGGAAGAGGAACAUGAGGUGUAUGGAGCAGAAAUCCCCGACGUCGGAGAGAUGGAAGGCGACGUCGACAUGUCCGCCGCCGACGAGGACGCCGUCAAGGAGCUUGACGAGAUGAAGAAGCGUUUGAAGGAGAUGGAAGAGGAAGCUGCUGCUCUUCGCGAGAUGCAGGCUAAGGUCGAGAAGGAGAUGGGCGCCGUUCAAGAUCCUUCUGGUGCAGCUGCUAAUCAAGCAGGCAAAGAGGAGGCAGAUUCACGAUCAGUUUUUGUUGGCAAUGUGAGAAACAUAAUGCUCUUUUCUAAACUAAUUUUCGUUAUAGAGAAAGUAUCAGCCAAUGGUUUUUUAGAGUACUACAUGUUUUCUGUGGUAGUAGCCUAGUAGGUGUCAUUUUCUUAAGUUUUCUGUAACCAAUGCUAAGGAGCAGCUCGUUUUGAUGAGUUUCUUAAUGGCAUUGUUUAGUUGGAUAGACAUUGGAUUUGAUUUCAAGUUUUUCAAAAUACAUGAUUAUUGUUACAGCAGUCUUUCAGUGUAUGACAUUUAUAGUUAUAAGUUGUAACCCUGUACUUAAUAGGAUGAAACUUUUAGUGGGAACAUAAUCUUCCCAUAUGUGGUUAUUCUGCUGAGAUGAUGGGGUAUAUUGUUCUUUGGAUGGGUUUUAUCUGUAGAAUCCAUUAGCUUCUUAAAUGUCACUUCAUGGAUUUGUAAGCUUCUAUUGGGUGGAAUAAGAAUUUCAACAGCUUGUGAGGAUUUGGCAUUUUGAUCUUUUGUCAUCCCUGUCCUUUUAAGUAGCUUAAGAUCCACAUAACAUGAUACAAAAGAGAAUCUUGAGGACAUGGAUUGAUAGACACUUGCUAGACUUUUGCCUGUGCUAGGUGAAGUAUUUUUUUGAAUUGCCAAAAUUAUUAACAAGCUUAGUUAUGUUGGUUUAAAUACUUCUGUUUCUUCCUGAAUUAAACUUUUAACAUUACCUAGAUCUUUUUUAUUCAAGACCUCUUUCCUUUCCUAUAAUUCACUUUGUUGUGUAGGCCCCAAAUUUAUUUCUAUCCUUGCAUUUUUUCCACAUUGCUUUAUGUGCAACAUGUUUGGUUUCUUUUUCCUCUUUAGGGCUUGACUAAUACUUAAAUUUUGUAGACUAAUUUCUCUCUGGAUUUGGAUUGGCUGUGGGUGAUUCUGAGCUUUAGAAUUAUGGUUUGACUAUGUGUCUAACUAUGAUCAGAGGGUUGUAAAAACUCAUCAAGUUCCUGUAUGUUUUUGCCAGAAUAGUUACAGUCUUUCUUUAUGAGAGCGUUCAAAAGCUACUAUGGGUAAUAGACCUGUGCUAAGAGA
Molecule: messenger RNA, 1423 nt
Organism: Rubroshorea leprosula
Lineage: Eukaryota; Viridiplantae; Streptophyta; Magnoliopsida; Malvales; Dipterocarpaceae
Source: the annotation of a GenBank genome assembly